AUGGUCCAACUACACGACAUCCUCAUCAUUGGCGCGGGCCCCUGCGGCCUCGCCGUCGCCGCUCGAUUGAGAGAGCAAACGCCCUCCGCCAUAUUCACAGAUUCCGAGCACCAACGAUACCACUGGAUCAACAAGCACAAGGGCAGAAUGAACCUCAUCAGACGAAGACCAGGGAAGAUGGGUAGCUUGGGGAUUCCCAAGCAACAAGCCGUUUCAGUAAAGGAACGGGCUUCGUCGGUCUCAAGCGAAGGUUCAAACGCUUCUACUCCCACAACAUCAACAGCAGAAAACGACUCCGCAACAUCUCUAUCCUCACAAGCCUCCGACUUCGAGUCCGAACCCGAAGAAGAGGAAGAACAAUCCCCCACCCUCAAAAUCCUCGACUCGACAGGUCCCAACUGGCUCACGAAAUGGCACCGCGCCUUCCGCACCCUUGAGAUCGCGCAGCUCCGUAGCCCGAUGUUCUUCCACGUUGACCCCAGCGACCGCGACGGCAUGCUCGCAUAUACGACGGAACAAAGUCGCGAGAGUGAUCUCUGGGAGAUACCGGGGUGUGUAGGGAAAGAGAUCUCGAAGCACAAGAAGAAGAAACAGCAGCGUCAACGACUGAAGCAGAAAAAGGGAAAUCUUGGCGUGCUGGGUGAUACAGAGAUUGACGAGCGCGAUCGUAAGGAUUACUUCUCCCCAGGGACUGCAUUGUUCAGGGAUUUCUGUGAGAGCGUUGUGGGCAGGUAUGGGCUCGACAAGAAGGGACUGAUAGAGGAAGGAGAGGUUGCUGAUAUCACGUAUGGAUAUGUGGAUGACGUUGAUUCCGUGAAGAAAGUGUUCACGGUUGCGACAAAGGAUGGAAGCGUUUUCCAUGCUAGGGCUGUGGUAUUGGCCGUUGGUCCUGGCGGGAAGAAGAUCAUGCCCUUUGAGCUGAGCGAUCAGGAGAGAGAGGGUGCCUGUCAUAGCUCCGAGAUCAGGCCAGGCCUGUUCCCAAGUGUCCAUGUGAAGAGAAAGAUCCAGGCACGAAAGGAAACGAACCUGGUCGUCGUGGGAGGCGGGUUGUCGUCCGCGCAGAUCGUCGACAUGGCAAUCAGAAAGGGCGUGAGCAAAGUGUGGUUCCUGAUGAGGUCCGAUUUCAAAGUCAAACACUUCGACAUAACCCUAACCUGGAUGGGGAAAUUCAAAAACUACGAAAAAGCCGUCUUCUGGUCCGCCGACACAGACGAAGAGCGUCUCGAAAUGAUCAAGACAGCCCGCGGCGGCGGCAGCAUCACGCCCCGGUACCAGAAGAUCCUACAGCACCACGCCUCAGCAAAGAGAGUCUCCAUCCACACCCGCACAACCAUCGCAUCGCGAACCUACAACCCCUCCACAAAGACCUGGCAUCUGACCACCAACCCGCCGAUUCCGGACUUCCCCGCUGAGAUCGACCACAUCUACUUCGCGACGGGGAUGCACAUGGACGUCAACGAGUUGCCGUUCCUGCAGAAGAUGCAUAGCGAGUAUCCCAUACGCUCGAUCGGCGGCUUGCCCUGUCUCACGGACGAUCUGAUGUGGCAGGCGGAGGUGCCGCUGUAUAUGACGGGGAGGCUCGCAGCGUUGAGGUUGGGUCCCGGGGCGCCGAACCUCGAGGGCGCGAGACUUGGGGCUGAGAGGGUUGCGUGGAGCUUGGAGGAGGUGCUUGGGAGGAGGGCUUUCGGGAAGGAUGGACAGGAUGAAGGGGAUGUUGAGCGGUCCGUAGAGUGUUUCUGUGGGCUCGGGAAUCGGUAUGCUAGGUUGGCCGAGGCGUGA
This is a messenger RNA of Aspergillus mulundensis, 1779 nucleotides long. RefSeq names its product FAD binding domain protein. NCBI's taxonomy places the organism in Eukaryota, Fungi, Ascomycota, Eurotiomycetes, Eurotiales, Aspergillaceae. The coding region runs from base 1 to 1779 and encodes 592 amino acids. The transcript is spliced from 2 exons. The record is from RefSeq and is a predicted model, not a curated record.